Molecule: messenger RNA, 2178 nt
Organism: Coregonus clupeaformis (lake whitefish)
Lineage: Eukaryota; Metazoa; Chordata; Actinopteri; Salmoniformes; Salmonidae
Product: lipoma-preferred partner homolog
Exons: 15
Coding region: 278-1990 (570 amino acids)
Biological process (GO): cell-cell adhesion
Cellular component (GO): focal adhesion; stress fiber
Source: RefSeq, a predicted model, not a curated record
GCCUGCCACUUUCAGAUUUGGGGAAAAUAAGUUUCACUUUCUUAGUGGGAUUCUGAAACUCUUGAUUCCUAGAAAGCCGAGACGUGAAGGAAGGUGUACCAGAAGAAAGAGGCAGCGACCAGGAGGAGACCAAAGAACCGUCAUACCAGCUGUGAGGUCAAUACUUCAAGAGAGGAAGAGGUGUCUGUCCCUGUGGCUGAUCCCUCUGUGAUCCUGUUGGGACUGUGACUUCCUGGCAUCUCUCCUCUCUCUCAGUGUGCGUUGAAGAAUCUGAACCAUGUGGGGCAGUGAAGGUGAGGUUCAGGUGACAGCCCGAAUGGAGACCACCCCUGCCAUGGGCGUCCCUAGUAUCUCUGUUUCCCAGAAACAGACCCCUAAGAAGUUUGCCCCUGUGGUGGCCCCGAAGCCCCAGUUCAACCCCUACAAGGAGGCAGACCCCAUUGACCCUGCUGGAGGGGACUACCCCCCACCUCCUCCUCCACCUGCUGACGACGGAGGCCUCCCACCCCCCCCUCCAUCCAUGGACAGAGAAUACCAGAUACGCAGGCCAGAGAAGACCCUAGAGGAGAGGCGGUCCAGUCUGGAUGCUGAGAUUGACUCUCUGACCUCCAUCCUAGCUGACCUGGAGAGUAGCUCACCUUACAAGCCCCGCAAUGCACAGAACUCUGAAACUCUUCCAUCUGUGACCAGUCCCAACGCUCCUGUCACCGGCUACAAGCGUAUGGUCAUCCCCACCCAGCCUCCUCUGACGGCCACUAAGAAGUCAACUCCCAAGGCCGGGGCCCCAGGCGGAACGCUGCCCCGGCCCCAAGCGGAGAGCUCCUCCUCUGCUCCCCUCUCCUCUGCCUCCCCAGUGGCCAGGCCUCAGUUCCAGACGGCGCCCCAGCCCGUCCCGGCCUCCUACGCCACCGCCUCCACCCCCAGCCAGCCCACCUUCAACGUACAGGUGAGGUCUGCCCAACCCGGUCCCCAGCACCAGUCCCCAGGACCCCCUCAGCAGUUUGCCCAACAGCCUAUCCAGAGCCUAACCCAGCUCCAGUAUAUGGCCACUCAGCCACGAGGCCCGGACUUCGCCUACGGUCCCCCUCAGCCAGGCUUCGCCCCACAAGGGUACCCAGAGCAGGCCUAUCCUGGAGCAGGAGGGUACGGGGGAGUACCAGGGAACACCUGGAGGCCAGAGCCUAGCUACCUCCCUGCUCCUACCCAGCAGGGCUACCCACAACCUGUCCCUAAGAAGACCUACAUCACAGACCCUCCUGCCAGCCUGGUUCCUCCUGCACACCUCGCCCCACAGAAGGUUCCCAGCAGUGCCAGGCCUGAGGAAGAGCUGGAGCGUCUCACCAAGAAGAUGCUUUAUGACAUGGACAACCCUCCGGCUGAGGAGUACUUUGGGCGGUGUGCCAGCUGUGGGGAUAAUGUGGUGGGUGAGGGCACCGGCUGUACAGCCAUGGACCAGGUCUUCCACGUGGACUGCUUCAUCUGCAUGACCUGCAGCGGCAGGCUGCGAGGCAGACCCUUCUACGCCGUGGAGAAGAAGGCCUACUGCGAGCCCUGCUACAUUAACACCCUGGAGUCCUGUAACAUCUGCAGUAAACCCAUCAUGGAGCGGAUCCUGCGGGCCACAGGGAAGGCCUACCACCCACACUGCUUCACCUGUGUGGUGUGCCAACGCAGCCUGGACGGCAUACCCUUCACUGUGGACGCUGCCAACCACAUACACUGCAUCGAGGACUUCCACAAGAAGUUUGCCCCUCGUUGCUGUGUGUGUUCUGAGCCCAUCAUGCCAGCUCCAGGCCAGGAGGAGACUGUUCGUAUCGUGGCCUUGGACCGAGACUUCCACGUGCAGUGUUACCGCUGUGAGGACUGUGGCUCUCUGCUGUCUGAAGGGGACAACCAGGGCUGUUACCCUCUGGACGGCCAUGUCCUCUGCAAGAGCUGUAACGCCAGCCGUAUCCAGGCCCUGACCGCCAAGUCUACCACCGACCUCUGAACCCCAGAUACCCAGAUACCCUGCUAGCUGCUCCCCCAGCCCUGCCUUCUGGCUGUCUGGCUGCCCUUCAGACCCCCAGAUACCCAGAUACCCUGCUAGCUGCUAGCUCUUCAGCCCAACACACACACACACACAUACAGAGACAUGCAUACAUUCAGAUACACACACACACACAUACAGAGACAUGC